This is a messenger RNA of Pogona vitticeps (central bearded dragon), 451 nucleotides long. The record is from RefSeq and is a predicted model, not a curated record. Lineage: Eukaryota; Metazoa; Chordata; Lepidosauria; Squamata; Agamidae.
AAGCAGCUCACCAGAAGAAAUGUCUCUGACAUCAACCCCUAAGCGCCUGUCAGGUACGCCACAGGCUAUGUCGACCCCAGCUGCCAUACCAGCGACAGAGUCCACAGAAGCAGUGGAAGCAAAGGCUGCCCUUAAGCAGUUGCAGGAGUUUUUUGAGAGCUAUAAGAAAGAAAAGGCAGAGAAUGACAAAUUGCUCAAUGAACAAAAUGAGAAGCUCCAGGAACAGGUUACGGACCUGAGGUCUCAGAAUACCAAGAUUUCUACCCAGCUUGAAUUUGCCUCCAAGCGCUAUGCAAUGCUGCAGGAUAAUGUUGAGGGAUACCGGCGGGAGAUAACAUCAUUGCAUGAGAGAAUCCAGAAGCUUACCGCAACUACUCAAAAACAAGAACAGAUAAUCAACACUAUGACUCAAGAAUUGAGAGGAGCCAAUGAAAAACUAGCUGUGGCCGAG